Lingula anatina is the source of this 1842-nucleotide messenger RNA. RefSeq names its product serine racemase. The record is from RefSeq and is a predicted model, not a curated record. Gene Ontology annotation, biological process: D-serine biosynthetic process. Gene Ontology annotation, molecular function: ATP binding; magnesium ion binding; L-serine ammonia-lyase activity. Lineage: Eukaryota; Metazoa; Brachiopoda; Lingulata; Lingulida; Lingulidae.
AGGGGAAAGUCCACGUGGGUUUGUUUUGAUUUUGUUUUGUUCUGUUCCUGUUGUGCAUACAAUGUCGUUGGGUAUAGAGUACCGGCAUCUUACAGAAGCAUACGAACGAAUCAGUCCGCAUAUUCACAAAACACCAAUAUAUACUAGUUCUUACAUAGAUGAACUGGUAGAAAAGAAAGUGUAUUUUAAAGGCGAACAUCUACAAAAGACUGGUUCAUUCAAGGCAAGAGGAGCUUUGAAUGCUGUGUUGUCAUUAAAAGAGAAAAAUCCUGAAAACAGUGGUGUUGUAACUCACAGCAGUGGUAAUCAUGGUCAGGCCUUGGCAUGGGCAGCUAGGUAUGCAGGUAUGAAAUGCACUGUUGUCGUUCCAAGCAAUGCACCUGCUGUUAAAGUUGCUGCAAUCAAGGACUAUGGUGCUGACCUGGUAUUCUGUGAGCCAAACCCCACAUCUAGACAAGAAACAUGUGCCAAAAUUUCUGCUGAGAAAAACCAGACCAUCAUUCCACCAUAUGACCAUCAGGAUGUCAUUGCUGGACAGGGAAGUAUUGGCAUUGAAUUGAUGGAACAGGUUCCUGACUUGGAAGCUAUACUUGUUCCCAUUAGUGGUGGGGGGAUGACAUCAGGGAUUUGUAUUGCAGCAAAGGCUGUAAAACCUGACAUCAAAAUUUUUGCAUGUGAGCCUAAAGGCAAAGACCUGGAGUAUUCCCUUAAGGCAGGUAAACCAAUGUGGCCAGAUCCACCCAAGUUUGUAGAUACCAUUGCUGAUGGCCUGAGGGUGCAGAGACUGGGAACACUGACCUUUCCAGUGGUUUUGGAAUUGGUAGAAAAAGAAGUUUUCACAACUAGUGAUGAUGACAUCAUAAAAGCCAUGAAGUUAGUGUAUCAGAGAAUGAAGCAAGUGAUUGAGCCCAGCUCAGGUGUGGGUGUGGCUGCUCUUCUCUCUGACAAGAUGAAAAUACUGACACCCGACAUGAAGAAAGUGGGUGUCAUUCUCUGUGGAGGGAAUACUGACAUUGAGCACUUGCCUUGGAUGAAAUAAAAAAUCUAAGCAUAUCUAUUGAUGGUGAAUUUAAACAUUAUAAUUAAAAUUAACUAAGCACAUUAAAUACCUCUACUCCAAGUUUCACAGACAUACCCUAUGGUUACGUCCGAUCCUCAGGGGGCAUGUUUAUUCAAAAUAUCAAAAUAUAUAUAUAUAUAUAUACUUCUUUUAGUCCCUUUGAUAAACAGAGAAGAUCAGUAUUUUUUAUAAGUUAAUGUUAAUCGCCAACUUAAUGUUUUGAAUUGUGAAAUAUCUCAGAUACUUGCUCAAUGUAAAGCGAACUCUGAAAAAUGUAUUGUAGGGAGUUGCAUAGAAGCUUUUAUUGAUUGUAAGUUUUUAUGACAGUGUGAUGGUAUGCCAUCUUAGAUAAAAAUGUGCUCUUCACUUUUGGUUUUAUUACACAAUGAAUGCAUGUAAGGUCAACAUUCUGAUGUCCACUUUAAAAGACCAUACUGGCCAGUAGCCAUGUUGUAUGGGUUUCUUUAUACUGGCAUUUCAAAAAUCAACAUGGUUUCUCCCGGUGGUGUCUUGAUAGUCCGAAGGUUCAUUGCUCCAAAAAAUUGGUAACAUUUUCAUCAGUUUAUUAAUCAAGGAUUUAUUAUUCCGAAGGUUCUAUAGUGAACAUUCAGAUCAAUGAACCUUCAGACUGUUGAACCUUUGAACUAUUGCUACGGCCACUUUCUACCAAUGUCAGCUGCCAAAUUGACAGCCCAUUGAUUUUUAAGUAACAGAUUUUUUUAAAAAAUUUGUAUUGUUUGAUUUAUUGAAAUGUGUAAUGUGUACUUGUUUACACAGUUAAA